GAUCGGCAGAUUAAUAAUUGCAUUAUUGACAUCCACUAUAAUUCAAUGGCCACCCAGACCCAACAACUAGUACUGCUCCUGCUCUGUAUCGUGGCUUCCCUGUUUAGCACAAGCACUGGUAGCGAUGACAACCAUGUGUGGCUUCUCGGAGAGGACUCAGGUUACCAUGACAACUACGAUACUAUCUACUCGUCAUGUGACACAACUAGCAUCGUAGCACUGACAAAGGACAGGAUUGAUGUUGACUACUACACUGCUGUGGAACAGCUGAGAAUGAUUAGAUUCAAUUUUCCUCUAGCGGUUGAUUUUGUGGUCACCCGAAUGAUUAACGAGGAACAACAGGACGAAGUGUUUGUGGCCGUGCAUGAAGGUUAUAUGAGCGUCAACAGAUUUGGAAACUUCACGAUCUUCCCCAUCUCCAUGGGCAAAUCCUCCAGCCUCAUCAUGAUCUCCAACCUUGCUUGUACCACUCCCGCCCACACCGCCCACACCACACACAUACUCUGUGUCAAUGUAAUCAAAGGAACGCAAAAAAUAUGCAAGGACGAUAUUCCACCUGGUUCCCAUGGUUACUCGGACGUCUGCCCACGUUUGCAACUUGUUUAUAUAGUGACAUCGGAUCAAAAGACGAUUUUUAAAUUCAACGUUAGCGAUGAUUGUCUUGUAUUGAUAUCUAAGAAGUCUGGAAAUGACUACGGUAGUGCCAUGUGGUUUUCUUAUAAUAAUGGUUCGACAUUAUUUCUGAGUAAUGGACUGGCUUUGAAUGCUGUUGAUCUAGAGGCUGCUGGAACAUUGGGUGGGGAAGAUGUCGGCACUGUACACUAUAGCUCUGUGUCACAACUAUACAGUCAGGCAAGCCAGCUAGGAGGAUCUAGCAAACUAUACUUACAUGGCCUAUCAUAACCAUACGAAAUGGUG
Halichondria panicea is the source of this 918-nucleotide messenger RNA. RefSeq lists its product as uncharacterized. The coding region runs from base 46 to 903 and encodes 285 amino acids. Lineage: Eukaryota; Metazoa; Porifera; Demospongiae; Suberitida; Halichondriidae. The record is from RefSeq and is a predicted model, not a curated record. The transcript is spliced from 4 exons.